AUGGAAAAUAGGACAAAUGAAGGUCACUAUGACUUUCUCACGGGUUUUGGGUUCUCAGAACCAGGUGGUACAUCAUCAUCAUCAACAUCAGGUGCAUAUGGGAAUCAGAAUAAUAAUAAUAAUCAGCAUCAAGAACAUCCAAUGGAACAACAGCAAGAGACAAUGGCUAGAUUUAAUGAUGUGCAGAAAGCCAUGAUCACCAGUAUGCUCAACGAGAGUCUUGUAAACACAGUAUCAAAACCCCAGGUAGCCAUUUUUUUAAAAGAUCGUCCAGAGUUGUGGUUUAUACUCGUCGAAGCUGAGUUUAAUGCAUUAAAAAUUAGAAAUGACGAGACUAAAUAUUACUCAGUCAUUCGUGCACUUGACGCUGAAACAUUACAACAGGUUACUGAUAUAUUACACAAUCCACCAGUAAUUGAUAAAUACAGACGUAUAAAAGAAGCUAUUAUUCAGAGAACUUCAAUCUCUCGCGAAAAGCAAAUACAUAAACUUCUGAGAGAGAUGGAUUUAGCAGACAAGAAACCAACACAGUUUCUCAGAGAAAUGAAAGAGUUAGCUGGUGACUCAAUGACAGAGGACAUGCUUCACCAACUUUGGCUAGACAGGAUGUCAAAUCAAGUUAAACCCCUGUUGGUAGCAUCAUCAAACUUGACACUAAAUGCUAUGGCUGAAGUAGCUGAUAGGGUGAUGGAAGCCACUAGAAACUCAUUCGUCAUGGCUACAUCAGCAUGUAAUCAGAAAGACACCACACCAUCACAUACACAGCUUCGUAUGGAACAAAAAAUAGAAGGCCUGCAACAAAUGUUACUUGAUUGUAUGAAAGAAAUUAAAGAGUUAAAAGUACAAAGAAAUAACUAUCAGUCUAGACCAAGAUCAAGAUCCAGAUCAAGACCAAGAAGAUACUCACAAGGAGACAGCUUUUAUCAUAAUCAAUUUGGUGACAAAGCAAGACGUUGUACUCCACCUUGUACAUUUGUACCACAAGGACAGGGAAACUAA
Molecule: messenger RNA, 999 nt
Organism: Aphidius gifuensis
Lineage: Eukaryota; Metazoa; Arthropoda; Insecta; Hymenoptera; Braconidae
Exons: 1
Coding region: 1-999 (332 amino acids)
Source: RefSeq, a predicted model, not a curated record